CGCACACUGUAGCUUCGGUUCGGACUACUAGACCUGGGGCACGACUGACUGCGUGGUGGGGUCUAGGCCACGAGUAACGGUGGCUCAGCAUUGCGAUAGGAAAACUCGCGAAUCAUAUCACACACACGCGUCCCAGUGGGCGAGCAGCUAGGACUUCAAUUCUGGAUCUCUCAGUUAUUCAAUCAAACCGCUGCUGUGCUGUUUUUGUGUUUCCUAUUAGAUUUCUGAUAGUUUUUCCACGUAGGUAGCGAGCAAUGGUUUGUGUAAUCCAGUGAACCGAUCCCGAUUGAUGAUUGCACGCGACCUAGACUGAAGAUCUAGUGCGGUGACGGUGCGUUAAUGGAAGGAACGGAUUUUUUCAUCGGUUAUCAGUUGUGGAGGUGGAUACCAUUUUUCUGACCUAGUGCUCCGCAAAAGUAGUGUGUCAUUCCCGUAAUGCGAGAGGUUGAUGGAUUGUGAGCAUGAAAAACGGAAAACUCAGCUGGAAAAUUGGUGUGUGCGAAUGAGCCAGCAUUUAUGCUAUCUGCUGCUGUGUGUUGGGACUAGCUUCGCAGUGAACGGUGACCGCAGGGGAUAAGACUUCACAAUAGGACCUCCGGUGGAUUUUCCUGAACACAAGUCAUCAUCGUCAUCCGAAGCCAGUGAAUGAAUUGAGGUGCAGUGCAGUGAAAGAAGCAGCAAUAAAAGAGCCGGGGAGUUUUCAACAAUAGCUCCACCGUGGUGUACUCAGACGGAUUACAAGUGGAAAUAACCCUUCGCCGAAGGCGCACUAUAACUAUUUAGGCAGUGUCUAUCCUUAACGUACGUAUGAUACCGAAAACAACCCUACAAGUAGUGGAUAUAGUGAAUAUGUAAAGCUUGAUGCUAGUAGUGUUUACCAUCCUCCAGUUCAGCAAGGAAGGAGGAUAUAUCUAACAACAAUACCCGUCUCAUCAACUGUGUUUAGUAGCAGUGGCGACCCCUCUUCGCCAUCCAACGCCCGCCCUAUUCUCGUUAACUGGUGUAAUCGUCUAUUUUAAAAAGCAAAGCAAAAAAAAAGAAGAAAAGUGUCGUCGGUGUCUAUUGUUGUCAUUGUUGUUGAAGCUGCUGCUGCUGUUGUUGUUAAGCUGUUAGUGCAUCGUAUAAAAAGAGGAAAAUAUUCAAACCAAGCUAACAAGUGUGUAUCUAUAAAAGCUUGCCUAUAGUCUCCGUAUCCGUGUCAGAAGAAUACCGUUGAAAAAAUAUCGUGAAAUAACAACGCCAUAAGUGUUUCGCUGAAGCUGAUAACUACUCUACUAUAUAGGCGUAUCGCGUAGUGCAUCUGUGUCCUGAAAACUGUUACGUCUAUAAGAAAAAAAAAUAUAUACACAAGUGCAUAUAUAACACCCUCCAACCCUGUCUGUCUAUCUGACUACCCACUUCUCAUCCUCGCUAGGCUAGGCUAGCGAAGUGAAACAAUACGACGACCCAGAAGAAAAGGAAGUUAUUUAAAUCACAGAAAAACAACUGUCACCGUGUGUCCCCCCGAUGAUAGUGGUGAAGCGACUGGUGGUGGCAAAGGAAAAGCAAAUUGCCCGAUACUGGUGAAAAACAAAGAAAAACGAUUCACCACUAGAAGAAAAACAACAGGAAAACCGACUCGUGGCUUCCGGAUUGUGGCUUUUGUUUCUGAGAAGAAUAACAGCAGAAGAAAAACAAACCCGGAAUACACACUUCCGUGAGGCGCGCAAAUGUGAACCGUGGUGGUUUUGAAUGGAUUUUUUUUUGUCUACAAAGAAGAUACGUUCAACCGAAAUUGUAACGAUGUGAUCUAGCUUGGUGGGAGCAGUUGCGGAUUUUACGUGCAGUUGGAGAAUAAGCUGAUUGACCUCGGAUUAGAGUAAAUACCUUCCUGAUGCAAUGGAGAGCUUGCCAAUCAUCGAACAGCUGGAAUUGCUGCUACUCCACUAGAAUAUGUCAGACCAGUUCAUGGAAAUUGUUACCGUUAUCGAUUGACGUACAUGUUGUUAUUAUUUUGUGGUAGAUCAUAAAACAAACACGCAUUGAUAACGACUCAAAAAAAAAAAAAAAUAUCCAUCGAAAUAUAUUGAACAACAAAGUUGAAAAACGCUCAACUUUGAACAAGUUGCUGUGCGGUUGGCAAUUAAUAAUAAAAACCAUAAAAUAAUAACCACCAAGGGUUUGUAGAAAAAAAAAAGAAAAAAUGAAUCGUGGUUGUGCACCAAACAUCCCACAUUUCCCGAGUGAAUAACCGAGGCGAGGAUCAAUCGUAAAGCGAGAGAGUGUGGUGUGGGCUUAUUGCGGAUUUCCCACUGGAAGUGGAAGGCGAAAUAUACACGGAUUAUUUAUAAUCAGUUGCUUUGGUGGUGAUAUCGGGGCCUGGAGAAGCGGAAGCCGCUGGGAAAUUGAUAGCUCUCGCAGUGAAAGUAACGCGAAGGAUGAAAGUUGUGAAAAUGGAAUAAAAAUAAUUAAAAUUUAUGCCGAUGUUAAUGGUGAAUGGUUUAUGCGGGGCCGAUUGGUGGCGCUGCGGCAGUGCGAAGAAGAAAUAAAACCAACGUCGAAGCCAAAACCAAGUCAUUAUCGGUGCUGUAAUAUUCUUGCUGGUUCUGAGGGUGCUGCGAGCGUCUCGUUAUGUGGGAGCGUUGAAGCGGUGGUGUUCGAGGAAAAAUAAAUAACAUAGAAGGAUCUCACCGUCGCUGCUGCGUCGUAUCGGUGAAAAGGUCAGGUGGGAAAAGUGUACCUUUAAAGGUUAAAGCUGAAUCGAAAUAGGAAAGUGUAGAGCCAAUUAAUAAUGGUCAGUGAAGUGAAACACAAACGGGAAGCACAGAAGGAAUACGCAAGGAGCCAAGCAGAGGAAAAGAGGAAAUAUAGUGUCUCGUAAAUCUUGUCCAUCCGAAUGGGAGUCCAGCUCGAAGUGAAACACAUUUUCCAAUUCUAACCUUAUCUACUGUCUACGAGUGUGUUUCUGUGUGUAAGGAAGUGUAUGUGUGUUGAAUCGAAACAGCAACAACAAGAAGAAACCGACAAGGUGAUUGCAAUCUCCACCUAUCGUCCUGGUGAAUUUCCGAAGGUGACAAAGUUGUAUAGCCCAGACCCACCCCCGUAAUCGGGAGAAAACGGAACGAAAAACUUCCGAUAGGCAGCAACACCGGUAGGCAAGUCCAACACCAUCGUUGUCCACAGCGAGGGAGGCAUCCAGUGGAUAGCAGAAAGGUCAUAAAAUAAGGCAGCUAAAACAACGUCAUCGUUGACCAUCUUUCACCAAGAAACUACCAACAACCAGCCAGUCGAUCCAUCAGAGCCCAAGAACAACAUGCCACCAGCGCAGAAACGACGCCAUCCCUCCAAUCCCUGACAGACCCCACUCCUUUCCACGCAAGUGACCACACGACCGUAGCUCCUUCGCAAUGCGAUUCCCAUGCAAAGCCGAACAUUUCUUCUCUUUGGUCACCUGUCAAAAGUGACAGCAGCUUGUCAAGCUCCCUCUCUCAGAAAGAAUGUAAACCCUUCAAGUUGGCGCGCAGAAAACCACAAGGCUCCGAUACAUUGACAAGAAGACACAAAAAAAUCCAACAGGAAACGGAUACGCUUAACCGAAACACAACCACUCACACACACACAGAUAAACACAGCGAUUUUUUAGGUAAUCAUACAUGUUUGAUUUAUUUUUAUACGAAGUUAUAUUUGUACCAGAAAAGCUUUUAUUGAGUAAAUUGCGGAAAAAGAAGCGGCAACAAUCGAUACCAGUUCACCAUCGUCGUACAAAGAAAGACAAACGCGGUUAUUAUCUUUGCGUUUGAUUACGAUUGCAAACACUCACUCACACAACCACCUUUCGAAAUCGACGUGUGUCCAUGGGUGAUCCGUCAUUGUCGUUGUACGCACCAUCACCGUCGCCGCCGCCAUUGUCGUAGUCCCCCAGUCAGUUAGGAUUUGAUAGGUAAAAAGUAUUUUUCUGUUUCCGAUGGACAGUGGACGUAGAAGACCUGACGAGUUUGCGGUCGUAUUUCCGUUACUUGAUUUGAAAAAUUAAUAGGUCUCCUUGCCGCCCCCCACGCUGCCUGAAGUCGUCCAGCCACCAUAAUCAAACCAGGGGAGCAACAGAAACACGAAAGAAAAACUAAAAUAAUGAUCAGACAAUACUCAUGAAUAAGUUAGUGGGCAACUAGUUGCUUGUGUAGGUAGUGCAAUCAAAGCAGAGCGAAAAAUAAAAGGGAUAUCGAUUUAUUUAUUGAGUUAAGGAACAUUUUCACGAGGGCAUUCCAGCGGAAAUGUAUGAGACGAUUCUGUCCAGUGUAGUGCAGGGGUGUUGAUGGGUGUUUGGAUUGCGGUAGGGAUGUCCAGCGUCGAUGUGAGAGCUAUGUAGGGUGAAGUUAGGAUCGGUAGAGCUUAGCUGGCAUUGAUGAGGGUUAUUUUGUGAGGUUAACUUUUGGAACUGUUUUACUUCCGCGAGUCAAACGCUUCCGCACUUCCCGGAGCAAGAAAUUGGGAGUUAGUUCUUUUGUACACGGGUAGGGUAAGCAAUCCGUUGAUGUUAUCAUUUACAACCUAGAGCUGAGGAUUGAUGAGUUUGUUGAAACUUUUGAUAACCGAUAAGUGUUGAUUUGAUGAGUUUUGCUCGGUCCAAUUAGAAGAGGUGAUAGUUUUCGUACGAAGAGCAGAAAUAUUUUCGAUGAGAUUUUUUAAGUCCAGAGCCUGAUCAACGAGCAAGAUAUCACGAUAGCAAGUUGCCAUCCCCACAAAUACGCAGAAUAUAACUUACUGUUAUAGAGAGAACAACAAUCGAAGAUGUUUAAAUAUUGUUGUAUUUGUUACCUAUUCUAAGUCUAGGCAACGUUAAGCUACCAAUCAAAGUUUCAGAACGAGAGCAACCAAAGGAAUUUUAUAUUUGAUUUUACACGAGACAGCCCUAGGAAUUAUUGAAACGCUAUAAACAAGAAAACAGCAAGGACUUGUAGAGGCAUAAAGGGUAGAUGUUUUUCAGCCAUUUUCUAACAUUUUAUACAAAAAAAAAAGACAAUUGAAGUGCAACAAGCUACUGAGAAACAGGUAGACAGCUAAGGCAACUAAACGUAAUAAAACACACAUACAUACCAAAGUAUUUUAGGAGAUACGCGUCAAUGUUAGAUGAACCAGGUGGUAUUUUGCGCUUGACGGUGUUAAUUUUAUAGGGAGCUUUAAACGUCUGUAACUGUACUGUUAAGAGAGGCCACACUAACACUAGGAACACUGAACACACACAUCUAAUACUACACCAUUUUAUUAAAUACUGCAACAAGCCCACACGAAACGAAAGAUCUUAAUUUUAAAAUCCAAGGGAACUCCCUUACACUAGGAAAAAAUGAAAUUUAUGAGUCUUUAUUGUUGAUAAUCGGAUAACUAGAAGCACCAAACGAAAAACCAAAUCUUUUUUGAUAACUGUCUACAAGCUGUUUAGGUAUAACCAAAGAGAAAACAUGUUUCAACUUUAUGUCGCAUGUGCGUAAACCCCAAACUCCCUGUCCCGACUGUCGUAUUCUACGCGUAACCGUGGCUUGAACGUACGAAAUUGAUGUUACUUAGCGCAAAGCUGAAUUGGAAUAGAUUCUACUGGCACAAACUCUCUCUCUUCGAUCGAUCGACAACACGACACUCACACUCAUAACAGAGACACUGUAGAAGCGACACGCACAAUCGGCCGGCACCAUGUAUGCAGCAGCCGGAGGUGCCUCGUUGGCCUCCCGCCAGGCCCGCAAGAAACAAGCCGCCCAGAACACCAAGAACAAGGCCACCAACCAGCAGAUCCUCCGGGAGAAGCUCGCUGCCAAGGCGGUCACCACACCGACCAAAAGUAAACAAUUUCACCAGUUACCUGCCUCGUAUCUCCGGGCGCCCCACCAGCACCAUCGGAAGCUCAGCGCCGGCUACACGACAGUUCCCGGUUUCGAUCAGCACCAGAAAUCGUUGGUACCUAUCAGUGAACAAUCUUCUUCAUCCCAUGGAGCUCAUCCGCCUCAUACGCCCCAUCAUCACCACCAUCACCAUCAUCACCAUCCGGGUCAUCCGGGUCCAUGCUAUGCCGUUCAUGGACCAUCGGGCGGAAGUGCCGGUGCAAGUGGCACCGCCGCUGCCGCCCAUCCCCCAUUCCCAAAACCAACCGGAUUCCGCGAAUACGACAAACUGGUAAGACGUCAACAGCUAACCAAGUCCGCAACCGCCACAUUGCCACUGGUCUCACAAGCACAAGAUCUAACACCACCACAAACGCCUACCGCUACCCUCUGCUUCGCCGAUCAACAACAUCAGCGCUCCACACUUCAUCUCGCCAGCCCAAAUCCCAACACAUUCUCACAGCCCCUUCACCUACAAAUACCCACCAACGAUCCGAUCAUAAUUACACCGGCCACACCGCAGGCCACUCCACCGGGCAAGCUCAACCUACCGCUCACCUCUACAACCGCCGAUGACGCCGCCGAGGGACAACCGCUGACCCCGACUCCGGGAGCGCUGGAGCGCAAGUGCAGCGUCUACCGGAGCCGUAGUAAGCACGACCCGCUCGACGAACACCUGUUCUACAACCAAACGACAAUAAGCAGCCAGCAGCAGCAGCACGAGGCCGCAUACUACGCGCAGCAUCAGCUUCCGAACGGCGAUCAGCAGCAGCUGCAGUCCUACGUCUGCAAGUGGGACACCGAGUACUACUGCUGUGACGCCGAACACCGGCAGCUGGGCGUCUGUACCUGUGAUCACAUCGAGGUAACGUAUAGUCACUCUAAUGCAAAUGUUCCAUCCCAACCCAACCCCACUAAAGUCCGUUCGUCAGCAAUUCCCUGUGCACGCAUCCAUCAGUCCAUAAUCCCACCUUCCCAAAUGGAAAGCUUACUGUUUGUUGCCCUCAGUGUUCGAUGUUUACUAUUUUAG
Messenger RNA from Aedes albopictus (Asian tiger mosquito), 6879 nucleotides. RefSeq names its product myotubularin-related protein DDB_G0290005-like. NCBI's taxonomy places the organism in Eukaryota, Metazoa, Arthropoda, Insecta, Diptera, Culicidae. Bases 5665 to 6879 code for a protein of 404 amino acids. The record is from RefSeq and is a predicted model, not a curated record. The transcript has 4 exons.